This is a messenger RNA of Adineta steineri, 852 nucleotides long. The record is from the annotation of a GenBank genome assembly. NCBI's taxonomy places the organism in Eukaryota, Metazoa, Rotifera, Eurotatoria, Adinetida, Adinetidae.
AUGCAGACACUUACCGAAUUAAAUCUCGGGUGUAAUCAAAUUGGAGAUAUUGGGGUAAAGCAUGUAGCACGUGGAUUACAUAAUAUCAAGACACUUACCGAAUUAUAUCUCGCGCGCAACGAAAUCGGAGAUGUUGGAGCACAGCACAUAGGAAAUGCAUUACGAAAUAAUACGACGCUUACCACAUUAGAUCUCGUCGGUAAUCAAAUCGGAGCUGUUGGAGCGCAACGUCUAGUAGAAGGAUUACGAAAUAAUACGACACUUACCGCAUUAGUUCUCAGUGAGAAUCAAAUUGGAGAUGUUGGAGCACAGCACAUAGCAGAUGGGUUACGAAAUAAUAGGUCGCUUACAACAUUAGCUCUCGUGCGCAAUAAUAUUCGACCUCUAGGAGCAAAACAUCUAGCAGGCGGGUUACGUAAUCACAAGGCACUUACCACAUUAAAUCUGUAUGACAAUAACAUCGGAGAUACUGGAGCGCAGCACAUAGCAGAUGGAUUACGAAAUAAUACGACACUUACCACAUUAGAUCUCGCCGGCAAUAAAAUCGGAGAUGUUGGAGCACAGCAUCUAGCAGAUGCAUUACAAACUAAUAUGACACUUAUCACAUUAAGUCUGGGAUUCAAUCAAAUCGGAGAUAUUGGAGCGCAGCAUCUAGCAAAUGCGUUACGAAAUAAUACGACACUUACCACAUUAUAUCUCGGCAGCAAUGAAAUCGGUGAUCUCGGAGCGCAGCAUCUAGCAGAUGCAUUACAAACUAAUAUAGUAAGUAUUAUUCUCUUCCUCAUUUAUUUCAUUUAUCCACCAGUACUUUUUCAUACAGACACUAACCGUAUUAUAUCUCGAGAACAAUAA